AUGUCCAAACCGAUUUUGUAUUAUGCGCUAUUUAGCCCACCGGCACGGGCUUGUAUGUUAACAGCCGAAUUAAUUGGACUUGAAUUGGAUUUGAAAUUUGUGGAUUUUGCGGCAAAACAACAUCUUACGCCAGAUUUUCUAUUGCUAAAUCCUCAGCAUCAAAUACCUGUUUUUGUGGAUGACGACAAGGAGGUGUUUAUUGACAGCCAUGCGAUUAUGGCAUACAUGGUAUCAAAAUAUGGAAAGAACGAUAAUUUAUAUCCUAAGGAUUUGAAGAAACGUGCACGCGUCGAUCAUAUGCUGCAUUUCGAAAAUGGAGUACUGUUUCAAGUAAUCAAAGAUAUGGUGCGACGUAACAUUUACGGUGGCGAAGGCGAAUUCAACAAAAUAACAUUGGAUCUGUGCGACAAUGCAUACAGUUUCCUCGAAGCUUUUAUUGACAAAAGCAACUUCUUUGGAAACAGUCCAACACUUACCAUUGCCGAUGUAUGCAUCAACACCACUCUAGUAACACUCGAUAUGCUUAUACCAGUCAAUAAUAACAG
This is a messenger RNA of Rhagoletis zephyria (snowberry fruit fly), 545 nucleotides long. Its product is annotated as glutathione S-transferase 1-like. NCBI's taxonomy places the organism in Eukaryota, Metazoa, Arthropoda, Insecta, Diptera, Tephritidae. The record is from RefSeq and is a predicted model, not a curated record. Gene Ontology annotation, molecular function: glutathione transferase activity. Gene Ontology annotation, biological process: glutathione metabolic process.